Molecule: messenger RNA, 724 nt
Organism: Ornithorhynchus anatinus (platypus)
Lineage: Eukaryota; Metazoa; Chordata; Mammalia; Monotremata; Ornithorhynchidae
Gene: EMC6
Product: ER membrane protein complex subunit 6
Exons: 2
Coding region: 188-520 (110 amino acids)
Biological process (GO): autophagosome assembly; protein folding in endoplasmic reticulum
Cellular component (GO): endoplasmic reticulum; membrane; EMC complex
Source: RefSeq, a predicted model, not a curated record
AGGAGGGCGCCCUCCUCCUUCUCCCGGCCGCCGGUCGUUCAAGAUGGCGCCGUCGUGGGGCUGCCGUUCGCUCCUUUAAAGCCGCUCCGGUCGGGCCGGGGCCGUCUCCGGCACCGCGUCCGUCUCCGGCCCCGAUUUCAGUUCAGGUGGCCCGGCGGAACCAAGUCCCUAAUUCCCUGAAGGAGCAAUGGCCACCAUGGUGGCCAAACGAGACGGACCGCCAUUCAUUAGUGAAGCCGCGGUCCGGGGGAAUGCAGCCGUUUUGGAUUAUUGUCGGACAUCCGUGUCUGCCCUUUCCGGAGCAACAGCAGGGAUCCUUGGCCUCACUGGCUUGUAUGGUUUCAUCUUCUAUUUUUUGGCUUCAAUCCUCCUCUCUGUGCUUUUGGUACUAAAAGCCGGAAGGCGGUGGAACAAGUACUUUAAGUCCCGUAGACCUCUCUUUACUGGGGGCCUCAUUGGAGGCCUCUUCACUUAUGUCCUGUUCUGGACUUUCCUGUAUGGCAUGGUGCAUGUCUAUUAAAAGUGAUGGGGUUGCUGUGAGCUGAAAUGGUUUCGAUCAAAUUGGAGAACUGUUGCCGGAAAUUAAUUUAAUCAACAAGAUAUAGAUCUGCUUAGUUUUUAAAUUGUUGAACUCACCGCUUAUGCUGUUGACAUUAUUGGUAACUUAUGUUGAAGAUGAAUCUUCCUUUAAUAUUCCUUUAAUUAAAUCUAAUGUGAACUAUUU